GUUUUCUAAUCUUCUGGGUUUGGCUGAGUCUUCAGGCAAAGUAGGGAUGAAAGCCUUUUGGUUGUUAGCCUGGCCUUUAGGGGGAAAAUAUAGCCAGGGCCUGAUUCUGCAUUCCAGGCAUUCCCCAAAAUCUUCUUGGCUGUUCUGCAAGCUUUGAGAGUGCACAGAAAGCAGAACUGGCCCUUAAUGCGCCCGAAUCUAUUUGCCUCUGACAGUCCCCUCUUAAAAAGACUCCGGUUACACUGAGCAACAAUGUUCCUUGUCAAAGGAGAUGAGAAACAAGCAUGCUGGCUGUUUUCUGCUGUGAUAACUGGCCCACAGCAGUUGCUAGGGGUUUGUUGGUUUUAAUUUUCCCCUCGUUUAAGCCCUUAUUCAAGUUACAGUUUAGUUCUAUUCCCAGUGAAAUACAUGGAUAUUUUGAUAUGCUGCUUUCUAGUUUUGCAGGCAUUUUAUUAUCUGUUUUUUAAAAAGAACUUUGCCAACUGCUUUUGGUGCACACAGAGCACGCCAGCUUUUCUUAGAAAAACACACAUUGCAGUCCAGUUUUCUCUCACAGCCUCAUUCUUCAGAAGUUUGGGCUGAAACAAUGCAGACAUAGAAGGAAGAAUCAGAAACUAUCUGAGGGCAAGUCCUUCUUUCUGCCCCAAAUUUCACAAGACAGUCACCAGUUUUUGGUGCAAGAUAGAAACAAUCUGCUUGGGUGAAUUCUUACUGGAUGCCAAUAUAAACUUGUCAGAAGCAUAUUGUGUUUUCUGUUUCAAAACUGGAAUAGCUCAGCUCUGGGACUUCUGCUGGGGAAACUUUCCAUCAAUGCAUGGAGUUAAAACAAAAGUGUGUUAGAAAUAGUUCAGCUCUUCUGACUCUUCACUUUUACUAUAAGCAAUGAUUAUAGGCUAAGGUCACAAAACAGAGCCACUAACCUCUGUUUGAACUUCCUCGUGUCAGGCACAUGUGGGUAUUUCAUUAUCUGUUCCAGGCAUAGCUGAGUGACAGGACGCGCAUACCAGGAAAAUAUGCAAUCUUACUUUUAAGCCUUUCUUUCAACCCUUCACUGUUUCCUCCAUGUGUGUUUGAAUGAGGAAGCCGUAUCUUUAAGAAAUAUGGGUGCUUUCCACCCCCCCACCCCCGUUUCCUGUGAAACAUUAAUAGAUGCUGCCAAUGGGACAGAGCUCUUUAGGGGUGUUGUGUAAAAUACUUCACCUUGCGUUUGCUGCAGCCCUGAGCACACAGACACCUUUUGAUUUUUUUUCUCCAGAGAAGGAAAGAUAGGGCAAGUUUUGGAGAUGAGGCAGCAAGGAUGCUCUGCAACAGCAGUAACAACCAUCCCCUUCCCUGCACAAAACUGGGAGCUAUUGACUAUUCAUGGCAAAGCGUCCAAAGCGCAGCAGCAGAGCCUGUGGAAAAUGACAGCGUGUAACAAGAUUGACUGGCAUUUCCUUCGCACUGGGUCACAUGCCUCCUAAUUCACACACACGCAAAACCUCAUAGGCUGAUCAAAUGACUUCUAUCUCUGCAGUCCACAUACCUUCCACAGAAAGAGUUGUUUUAUUAUGCACAUGUACAGCUCUGUUUUCAAUCAGUCACCUUGAGCGAAUGACUGAGGGCCAGUGUUCGCUCCAUCGGGAGGUCUCUGCGUUUGCUUUCUAGGAGGCAUAGUCUCCAUCUGCUCUCACCUGAACUUUGGCUGCCUGGUAUAUGCUGUUGGGAUACCCUUAAGAGAUCGCCCAGGAAUGGUGGAUCACUUGCUGCCUACUGAUGAAUCCUUUUCAUCUACAAGAUCUUCUCUUGGAUACUUUGGGGACAUGACAGCAGGGGUGAGGUCCUACCAAAUGCUGCCCUCUCCCCUCUCAGAAGAUGACAGUGACUCGUCCAGCUUUUGUUCUUGUUCCAGCCCUGAUUCCCAGGUCCUCAGCUCCAGCUAUGGAAGCACAUCCAGUGCAGAAAGUCAGGACAGUAUCUUAGACUACUUAUUGUCCCAGGCAUCUUUGGGAAACACCAAUACAUCAUGGUGGGACAAAAGGAGACUCCAGCCGAUAGUGAAAGAGGAGUACUUUAGGUUGCCUGAAUUUGCUGUGGAUAUGGAAGACUCAGGACCAUUUCAGCCCACACUUGAGGAAAUUGAGGAAUUUUUGGAGGAGAACAUGGACUUGGAGCUCAAAGAAAGACCUAAAAGUGAGACCAAGGACUUGAGAGCCUGCAGCCAAGUUUCUGUUGCUUCGCUACAGCAAAAAGACCAUAUGUUACCCAGCACUAGUUUAAAAGAGAGUAAAAAUGAACAGUUGAACAGCACAACAGAAGGUGGCCAAGCUUCAAAUGGAGGAAUGACCCUCGAGAAUGGGAUACCGGUUAUGCUCCAAAUUCAGCCUGUACAGAUCAAACAGGAGUCCAACACGAGCCCCAGUUCCCAAGGACCAGCACAGGAAAAUAUUAAAAUUGCACAGCUCCUAGUCAACAUCCAAGGACAGACAUUUGCCCUUGUGCCUCAGAUAGUUCAGUCGUCCAAUUUGAACUUGUCCUCUAAAUUUGUCCGCAUUGCUCCCGUCCCCAUUGCUGCCAAGCCAAUUGGGCCAGGAGGCAUGAUCCAGGGUCAGACGGGAAUCAUCAUGGGUCAGAAAUUUCAAAAGAACCCUGCAGCUGAACUCAUUAAAAUGCACAAAUGUUCUUUUCCUGGUUGUACCAAGAUGUACACGAAAAGCAGCCAUUUGAAAGCCCACCUGAGGAGACAUACAGGAGAAAAGCCCUUUGCGUGCACGUGGCCGGGCUGUGGAUGGAGGUUCUCCAGGUCAGAUGAGCUGUCCCGGCACAGGCGCUCCCACUCAGGGGUGAAACCCUAUCAGUGUCCCGUCUGUGAGAAGAAGUUUGCUAGAAGUGACCACUUGUCCAAACAUGUCAAGGUGCAUCGAUUCCCACGAAGCAACCGCUCCGUCCGUUCCGUGAACUGAUUGUUCCCGCUGUCCCCUUCCCACCCAGCCAUCUCACAACAGCUGAUGACAGCACUUUGCUCACUGUAUUUCUAGUGAUAAUUUAUUUGUCUCCACAGAACAGUCAAUGCUGUUACUUUAUACCACCAUGUUUGAGUGCCCCAUGUUCCUUCAAAUAUGAUUUGAGAAUGAAGUUCCUUUUGGGUCAGGGGAGCGGGGUGCUUCUUCCUUUUUUUUUUUUUUUUCUUUUAAGGAUAUUAUUUUUCUUUCCUUCUAUCUGUCCCUCCUUUGCUGCUGCUUCUUUUGGAAAUUACAGUGUUUUAUUUUUAGCUGUUUUCUGCUGCACAGGAAAAUGUAAAAGUUGCUUGCUGCUAGUUAAUUAUAGCCCUGGCAUUCCUGAGGGCUUUGCUCAUGUACAGGCCAUUCAUUGUGAGUUUUUAUUAAGCUGCUCUAUUUGUCCAGUUUGGAAACAGCAAAUUCCUUUUGAAAUGAAAACAACUCCUUUGUUUUUGGGUCGCCUGAGCCAAGGAUUUGUAGGGGCUGGCCAUAGGAGGAGGAAUAGUGGGAGUUGGGGACAGGGGGAGAGAAGGCUUGAGAGCACUGGAAUGUGCCUUCAUACACAUCUCUAUGCAGCUCUAAUUUCCCCAGCUCACAUUUACCUUUCCCUUGGCUAGGGCUAUAUAUAAAUAUUUAUGUAUAUAUAUUCAUACAUACAUAUAUAUAUAUAUUUAAGCAAAGGCACAUCCCAGGCAAACUGGGAAGCUCAGGCUGGAUGAAAUGGCUUGGAGUGGAGCCUUUCAGUACUUUGUGCUUGCUUCUGUCCUGUGCUGCCAUGGGGUGAAAGGAUGCCCAGGUGUGGAAGGACACACUGCUUUCCUUUGAGUCUGGUUUGCAGCAUCCAUUGUCUUUAGCAGAACAGCUGUUGUCUGCAUGUAAGGCAGCAGGAAGACAUUUCUGAGAGCAUCUGAGCCCUGGUCCUAUCUCUACUCCCAUCCUCUUGUGUGAUCGUGGGGGAGAAACCAGGGCCCCAGCCUCGGAGGUGCCUGGUGGUCCUGAUGGGCACCAGGCAUCCCCACAACCACCAUGAAUCAAGGCCUCGCUGGCUGGAGCUAAGUCUCCAUUUGCCUGCUGGCAGGCAGGGUCUGUAGGAUGUGCCUGUGCCCAGGGAGGAUUGGAGGCAUCAUGGCCUGGUGGGACAGCACUGCGAGAUCAGGGUCUAAGGGUGAUCUUCAGUGCUAAUCCUCUCCUUCCUGACAGCCAUGUCAGAGCUCCAUGCAGCUGGGGUGGGCGAAUGGGUGAGAACAGUAGCCAAAAGAAACAAAUUUGUGUGAUAGCUGGCUAAGAAGGGAAUUUAAACAAAUAAUCAGAUGGUAGCAGGCAAAUGAUUUUGUUUUUGUUUCUUCUUGUUUUGUUUUUUUCUUUUCAACUCUGGCAAUUGUAAGAAGCUUUAGAAGAAAAUAGAAUUCAGUAAUUAGAAAUGAUUUUAUAAUGGAUGUUGCAUUUCCUUUCCAUUCGCAGACAGCAUCUGUUUGUCCUUUUUGUUGGCAAAAUGGGAAAUAGGAAAGUGCUAUCCUAGUGCUAGGCAGAGCAGGAGCCCGCGCUGUGCGAGAACAGCAGGUCUAGCUGAAGUGAAUGCAUUCCUUUUGUCCUCUAGAAAUUAAUAUAAAUGAACUAUCAUCUAUUGACUGGUUUAUAUCACAUCCUAUGAAUGUAUGUAAAUAAAACUGUACAUAGAUGCAUAUCUAUAUAAAAUAUCUUUUAAUAACGUAUCAAAUUUGUGUAAAUUGGAAACAAAAAUACCUAUAAAGCCAGUGUACAUAAGUUACAAUUCUGUAUAUUUUCUUUUGUUCUUCAUAAAAAUAUAUUUACUUUGACAAUAAAAUGAAAAUGGAAAUUUUAAA
Messenger RNA from Pseudopipra pipra, 4822 nucleotides. It is a transcript of the gene KLF15, whose product is annotated as KLF transcription factor 15. NCBI's taxonomy places the organism in Eukaryota, Metazoa, Chordata, Aves, Passeriformes, Pipridae. The transcript has 3 exons. Gene Ontology annotation, biological process: regulation of transcription by RNA polymerase II. Bases 1731 to 2942 code for a protein of 403 amino acids. The record is from RefSeq and is a predicted model, not a curated record. Gene Ontology annotation, molecular function: RNA polymerase II cis-regulatory region sequence-specific DNA binding; DNA-binding transcription factor activity, RNA polymerase II-specific.